Messenger RNA from Candida albicans SC5314, 2586 nucleotides. It is a transcript of the gene PIN4, whose product is annotated as Pin4p. Gene Ontology annotation, molecular function: RNA binding; transcription coactivator activity. The coding region runs from base 1 to 2586 and encodes 861 amino acids. NCBI's taxonomy places the organism in Eukaryota, Fungi, Ascomycota, Pichiomycetes, Serinales, Debaryomycetaceae. The transcript has a single exon. The record is from RefSeq and is a predicted model, not a curated record.
AUGGAUUUUAGAAAUUUAUCAACUACACCGAAUCAAAUGGACACUGUAAUGCAACGUCGUCCCUCUCUAUCAUCAUUAUCGUCAGCCUCGGGCUAUUCUUCUUCCAAUUAUGGUGGGAAUCCUACACCCAAUCCCAACAAUUCCAAUACCAAUAACAAUAGUAGUGGCAAUAGUAAUAACAACACUCAUGGCAAUAACACUCCCAAAUUAUCAACUCAAAGAUUGACAAAUAAUAGGAAUUUACAAUCCUUGUGGAUAAACCAACCAUCUAUUGCUCCUUCUAAUGUUGUUCCUUGGGUGGAACAGCAACAACAACAAACCCUUGAUCUGUUGGAAAAUAAUACUAAAACAGACUCCAGUAAUGAUGCUUCUGCUACUAAUAAUAAUAAUGUUAAUGUUAAUGUUAAUGCCAAUGCCAAUGUUAAUGCCAAUGCCAAUAUCCAUGCCCAAACCCAUGUCAACACAAAUGUUAAUGCAAACACAACAGCAACUAGUAUUAAUGCUUCCACGAUUUCAAAUACUACACCAAGUAUUAAUGACACUAAUGAUAAUGCCAAAAAAAUUAAUGUUUCCAUGAUUAGUAAUAACAAUAACAAUAACAGUAACAAUAAUAACAACAACACUAACAAUAGUAGUACAGGAAAUUCUAACAUUGUAAACAUGCUUCCUUCUGUUUCUAAUGCAACGACAAUGAAUAACAGUAACAGUAUCAAUAGUACCACAAACAAUACUACAAUUAAUGAAGCUGAUGAUGACGAGUUAAUUCCUACUGCGAUUGUGAUUAAAAAUAUUCCAUUUGCCAUUAAAAAGGAACAAUUGUUAGAUGUGAUGACAAAAUUAAACUUGCCAUUACCAUAUGCCUUUAAUUAUCAUUUUGAUAAUGGUGUGUUUCGUGGAUUAGCAUUUGCCAAUUUCACAUCUACAGAUGAGACAUCAGCAGUAGUAAACCAAUUGAAUGGAAGAGAAAUAGGUGGAAGAAAAUUACGUGUUGAAUACAAAAAAAUGCUUCCGGCACAAGAAAGAGAACGUAUUGAAAGAGAGAAAAGGGAGAAAAGAGGUCAAUUGGAAGAACAACAUCGUUCUGCAUCAAAUGCUUCUUUGGCUUCUUUAUUGUCAGCUGCUUCAACUACAGCAGCAACUAAAAAUUUGAGUGUGGCUGGCACAAAUCCUUCUCAUACCACUGAAAGAAUGUUUUUAAAUUUACCUUUUAACAAUUCUCUGUUCAAUGCCCCACCAGUAGAAAUUAAUUUUAAUGAUCUUGAAGUUUUGGAAUUGUACACUCAAUUAGUAUUAUACCGAGAUGAUAUUACCAAAUCUACUUUUGAAUUAGCUAUAUCACCAGCAAAUUUGAAUAUUUCUCAACGGAAAAUCAUAUCAAUUUUAUGUAAUUAUUUGAAUUUAUUAGAAUUGUUUGAUAAUGGGUUGAUAAUAAUUAGAAGAAAACCAGGAUACAUUGCUCAGUGUAUAACUCAACAAUCUAUUAUUCCUAAUUCUCAACAGGUGUCUGGGCCAACUCACCCGCAACAACAUCAACAGAAUCAACUUCAACAACAGCAACAGCAACAACAUCAACAUCAACAUCCUUCACAUUCAUCAUCGAUGAUGAACCUUCAUCAAUUGGGUGGUACAUUAGCUGUUCCAGCGCACCCUGAAUUAUUAAGAUCCCAAUCGCAAUCAGCAUUACCGUUGCCAAGAUUGAGACAGCAAACCUCUACACCAAUUCAACAAAAUCAACAAGUUCAGCACCAAAAUCAACCACCACAACAACAACAGCAACAGCAUGUUCAACCACAAUAUAAUUAUUACAAUCAGCAAUCUAUUCAAAGCCAACCACAUUCUGCGAGACCUUAUUCUCAAUCAUAUAAUAUUUAUCAACAACAACAGCAACAGCAGCAACAACAAGCUCAACAACAAGCUCAACAACAACAACAACAACAAUUACAAUAUCAACAGGGACACCAGUCACAAGUUUCAACACCUACAUUGAAUUCUUCUAGUGCUGCUGCAUUACUUAGAUCAAGUAGCAGUAGAUCAUUUGUUGAUGUGAGAUCCACACCUCCCACAAGUAGUUUUGCUCAACAGCAACAACAACAACAACAACAACAGCAACAGCCGCCACUAACUUCAUCAAUCCAUGAUUCUCCAACACCACAUCAUCAUUUACCACUUCAACAGCAGCAACAACAACAAAAUCAUUACUAUUCAAAUAACAAUCAGGGGUUUGGAUCUCAACCACAAACUCCAUUGACCAAUACUGCUGAUGUCAAUAGUAGAUUCCAACCAUUUGGUCAACAUAGUCAUUUAACAUCUAGUUUUACAUCAUUAUCACAAACAUUGCCUAGUACCACCACCACUACCACCAAUAUUGAUGAUUUCAAUAAUAGUAUUGUUGAUGGUAAUAGUAUUUCUAGUAAAUUGAAUGCCUUAGGAUUAGGAUUAGGAGGAGGUGGAGGAGGAGGAGGAAACACCAACAAUACUUUAACUGGUAAUGAUAAUGUUACUACUACUACUACUACUACUACUAAUUCAACGAGUGGGUUUGAUAAUUCUUCUACUAGUGGAAGUGGUAUUUGGGGACCAAAAUAA